Symbiodinium sp. CCMP2592 is the source of this 783-nucleotide messenger RNA. NCBI's taxonomy places the organism in Eukaryota, Dinophyceae, Suessiales, Symbiodiniaceae. The record is from the annotation of a GenBank genome assembly.
AUGGGUGUUCCAUGGUUGCUUAUCUUGCCUGUGGUGAUUGCGGUUCGGCAGCAGGAUCUUGAUCUUGGGCCCCUCGACGUGAUCAAAGAAGUCGCAAGGAUGGCUGUGGGCGAUUCGGACGCGGUGAUCAGCUUCUCAGGUGACGCCUAUGACCGCACCGCAUUCUUUACAAGCGGAAGUUGGACGGCUCUUCCCGUGCCACUCCACAACGGCGAUCUCACGAUAGAAGGACCGCUGUUCCGAAUCGUCAAGCUGCUGAAGUCGCGUGACAUUCCCAUAUCUUGUCCAGUACAAUGGGCAAACUUUGGCUGGGAGGUCUACCUCUCUGUCACAAAGCCGAAGCAGAAGGUGGCGGAUGCUUUCACCGAUGGUGCGCUGAAGGCCAACAUCGAUUUUUCAACCGUGGGUGGCCACUUGGAGCAGAUGAUGCACGUCAAGGGGCAAAGCCACGGCGAAGGUGCGGUGUUGGACAUAGCUCAAACAGCUUCUGCGCUUGCCACAGGGGCAACGUCCACACCUGAUGUCGCGAACAGCAACUUCAAGCACAUCUUGGAUCUCGUUCUUGCAACCAGUUUGCUGGUGAAGACAUUGUCAAGGGAGGAGCGCGUCGUGCGCUUGAGCCUUGGGCAGAAGUACUACGAGAAAGGGGCCUAUGCGCUAUCGGUCAGUUGCUUGCAGGAGGACGUGGACAGCAGCCCGUACCUGUACAUGCGGUACCCCGACAACAGAACGGUGCAGUUCAGGACACCGGCGCUGGCUGUGUCAAUCCUCUCUGUUGCCUGA